Schistocerca americana (American grasshopper) is the source of this 3094-nucleotide messenger RNA. RefSeq names its product protein kinase C, brain isozyme (gene Pkc53E). The record is from RefSeq and is a predicted model, not a curated record. Gene Ontology annotation, molecular function: diacylglycerol-dependent serine/threonine kinase activity; ATP binding; zinc ion binding. The transcript has 13 exons. Gene Ontology annotation, biological process: protein phosphorylation. The coding region runs from base 183 to 1790 and encodes 535 amino acids. NCBI's taxonomy places the organism in Eukaryota, Metazoa, Arthropoda, Insecta, Orthoptera, Acrididae.
UAUGCAGCUUCGUGGUCCACAAGCGAUGUCACGAAUAUGUCUCGUUUACCUGCCCCGGAGCCGACAAAGGAGCAGAUUCAGACGAUUCUCGGACGAAACAUCGGUUCAAGGUGCACACAUACAGCAGUCCAACAUUCUGCGACCACUGUGGAUCACUACUAUAUGGGGUGAUCCACCAGGGCAUGAAAUGUGAAGCAUGUGACAUGAACGUACACAAACGCUGUGUGGAGACGGUUCCUAACCUAUGUGGCUGCGAUCACACGGAGAGAAGAGGGCGAAUUGAACUGAAGAUUAUCUGUGCUGGCAACAAAUUGACUAUUGAAAUUCGCCAAGGCCGAAACCUAAUUCCAAUGGAUCCAAAUGGUUCAUCUGAUCCAUAUGUAAAACUCAAGCUCAUACCUGAUACAGACAGCAUAAAGAAGAAAACAAAGACAAUCCGUUCCUCUCUGAACCCUGUUUGGAAUGAGACAAUAACAUUUGAACUGAAGCCAGAAGACAAGGAUAGGCGGCUUCUGAUAGAAGUGUGGGACUGGGAUCGAACUUCACGUAAUGAUUUUAUGGGCUCCCUGUCAUUUGGCAUCUCUGAGCUCAUUAAAGCACCAGUUGAGGGGUGGUACAAACUCCUGACACAAGAAGAAGGAGAAUUUUACAAUGUCCCUGUACCUGAGGAGGGUGCAGAUCUUGCUUCACUGAAAAAUCAGAUGAGAAAAACUUCCAUUACAAAGAAAGCACCUCCUCCUUCUGACAAAGAUGUACCACACAAUAUGGGAAGGAAGGAUGUCAUACGUGCUUCAGAUUUCAACUUCCUCAUGGUUCUGGGGAAAGGCAGCUUUGGCAAGGUUAUGUUAGCAGAAAGGAAAGGAACAGAUGAAUUGUAUGCAAUUAAAAUACUGAAAAAAGAUAUCAUCAUUCAGGAUGAUGAUGUUGAAUGUACAAUGGUUGAAAAGCGAGUGUUGGCCUUAUCAAGCAAACCACCCUUCCUUGUUCAGUUGCAUUCCUGUUUUCAGACUAUGGACCGCUUGUAUUUUGUGAUGGAAUAUGUGAAUGGAGGAGACUUAAUGUUCCAGAUACAGCAGUGUGGUAAAUUUAAAGAACCUGUUGCUGUGUUCUAUGCUGCAGAGAUUGCAAUAGGACUAUUUUUCCUUCAUGCUCGAGGAAUUGUAUACCGAGAUUUAAAACUGGACAACGUUCUUCUGGAUCAGGAUGGACAUAUUAAGAUAGCUGAUUUUGGCAUGUGCAAAGAAGGUAUAACUGGUGACAAGACAACAAAGACAUUCUGUGGGACGCCAGACUACAUAGCACCAGAGAUUAUUUUGUAUCAGCCUUAUGGGAAAUCUGUGGACUGGUGGGCUUAUGGUGUAUUGCUGUAUGAAAUGCUUGUUGGACAGCCUCCAUUUGAUGGUGAAGAUGAAGAAGAACUUUUUGCUGCAAUCACUGACCACAAUGUCUCAUAUCCUAAGAGCUUAUCAAAGGAGGCAAAAGAAGCAUGCAAAGGGUUUCUUACUAAGAACCCAAUGAAAAGACUUGGAUGUGGGACAAGUGGAGAAGAGGAUGUCAGAGGUCAUGCAUUUUUCAGAAGGAUUGACUGGGAGAAAAUUGAGAACCGUGAAGUCCAGCCUCCUUUCAAGCCAAAAAUAAAACAUCGUAAAGAUGUCAGUAAUUUUGAUAAGCAGUUCACAUCAGAGAAGACAGAUCUAACUCCUACUGACAAACUGUUCAUGAUGAAUCUCGACCAGACUGAAUUCAUGGGCUUCUCAUUCUUAAAUCCAGAAUUUGUGCAGCAUGUGUAAAACCAGUUUGACAGAUGUCUGUUUAUGGUGAAAAGAGAGAUGCGCCUACCUCCUUGUUGAUGGAAGAAUACUGUUAGAAGAUGAAUGUUCCAUGUCAGGUGAACAGUGUGUCUGGAUACAUGUUCCACUUCUCAUUCAAACCUUCUCAUGGUCUUCCUGGUUGGUUUGAGCUGUGUACACAUGCCAGAAGCAAUAAAAGUAAGAUAAUUAGAAUUGACACUGCAACCUGUAUUAUUUUAGCUGUUUAAGUAUGUUAUUGGAGAGCAAUAGCAUUCUGCAUACUCAUAAUUUUCAAACACACGUGUCUGAAAAUUUUGUAUUCAUUCCAUCUGUGUACAUUAAACAUUAAAUGAUACUUUGACAUUUGUAAAUUGUAGUUCAAUACAUUUAAUGCUAUAAACACUCAGACACUUUGUUACUUUUGAAACUUUAGUGAUUGAAUUUCUUCUUCAAUUCUCAUUAUCCCAUCGUGUUUGGAAUUAAAGAUAGAACUAGUUUACAAGACAAUAUGAAAUACUCUGAUUUCCAAAUGAAGCUUUAUUAUUAUCUAAAUAUAGAAACAUAUCUGACAUUCCUAGAAUUCUGUGCAGUUUCAAUAAAAUGGUGAUUGUAAAUAAUUGUUCAUAUUAUACAUUUUGUUUUGAGAACUGCACUGCAAUGUCUCUUCGAAAAUGUUUUCAAAGUUGUUUCUUUAUGUGUACUAUCUUUUAUGUUUAAAAAUAUAGUUAUUUACACAUAAAUAUGUAUAUUGUGUGUGGAAGAUGUACACAAGACAUUAGAAAUGAUAUUAUAUAGUUGAAACUUAAUUCUCUUAAAAAAAUAUUUUUAAUAAAUGUUCCAAGUGCCUGCUUCAAACUCUCUUCAUGCACAUUGGGACAUCCAUAUCUCAUAAUAUUAUAUGAAUUGUCUAUCUAUUUGUGUGCUUAUGGGUUGGAUUCCACCAAUGUUUAUAGUGCAAAUAUGUAAUAUAAUUUUUUACAUUCGAGUUCCUACUGACUGAUAGAAAUGUUAAUUACUGUUCCCUGUUAAAUACAUUGUGUGUUCUAACAGAAAGUUUGUUCUUCAUUUGACCGUUGUGGUUGUGUGGUGAACAACUAACGAUUCUGUACAAUAAUGUGACAUAAUAUUCCAACAUUGUUAUAGAAAAUUACACUGUAUAACACCAAGUCUGUUGCCUGUUUUGUGAUUAUAUUGUGCUGUCAUUUUUAAAGGUGCAAGAGGCAUGCAUCUCAUUUCAGAUUUUUAAUGUAGUGUGAGUACAAUUUUAAUAAACUAUAUGUGCAGCUUUGUCAGAUUAAACACAA